Messenger RNA from Raphanus sativus (radish), 986 nucleotides. Its product is annotated as ethylene-responsive transcription factor ERF109. The transcript has a single exon. NCBI's taxonomy places the organism in Eukaryota, Viridiplantae, Streptophyta, Magnoliopsida, Brassicales, Brassicaceae. Gene Ontology annotation, molecular function: DNA-binding transcription factor activity; DNA binding. Gene Ontology annotation, biological process: regulation of DNA-templated transcription; ethylene-activated signaling pathway. The coding region runs from base 76 to 888 and encodes 270 amino acids. The record is from RefSeq and is a predicted model, not a curated record.
CUUCCACUUUCAGUUUCAUCAGACACAACAAAAAACACAAAUCUUUUCUUAUCCAAAUUCAAAUUUUAAUCCGGCAUGCACUAUCCUUACACCAGACCCGGAUUCAUCGGAGCUUCAGAUACCCAGACCCGGUAUCCGUAUCAGGAGCAGUUGUCACCGGAGCAAGAGCUGUCAGUGAUAGUCUCCGCCUUGCAACACGUCAUCUCAGGUGAAAGCGAUACGACGCCGUAUCCGGGUUUCUCCAGUGACAGCACAGUGAUAAUGCCUCGGUCCGAUUCCGACACUUGUCAAGUUUGUAGAAUCGCUGGUUGUCUGGGCUGCGACUACUUUUUCGCGCCAAAUCGGAGAAUUGAAAAGAGACAACAAGUCGUCGUAGUAGAAGAAGAAGAAGAUGGGGUUACUAGUAAUAGUAGUGGAAGAGAGAGCUCUGCGACGACGACGGCGAAGAAAGCGGAAGGCGGGAAGAUAAGGAAGAGGAAGAACAAGAAGAAUGGAUACAGAGGAGUGAGGCAGAGACCUUGGGGAAAGUUUGCAGCUGAGAUCAGAGAUCCUAAGAGAGCGGUACGUGUCUGGCUCGGCACCUUUGAAACAGCUGAGGACGCGGCUAGGGCCUAUGAUCGAGCAGCUGUUGGGUUCCGUGGGCCACGGGCUAAACUCAACUUCCCGUUUGUGGACUACACUUCAGCUACCUCUCACGUUGAGAAUGAAAGUAUAAGUGUGAGUGCAAGAGCGAGUGCGAGUUUAAGCGGAGGGGAUUCUGUUGAAGCAGAGCAAUGGUGUGGAGGUGAAUGUGAUAUGGAUGAAUAUUUGAAGAUGAUGAUGAUGAUGGAUUUUGGGAAUGGAGAUUCUUCAGAUUCAGGAAACACAAUUGCUGAUAUGUUUCAGUGAAAUGUUUUACUUUGUUCUUUAUUCUUGGCUUUUUUUUUAUAGUUAAGUGCAAGAGGAAAGUGACACUGAAACCAAUGAUAAUCACCAUUAUUUGUUUG